Molecule: messenger RNA, 687 nt
Organism: Eimeria mitis
Lineage: Eukaryota; Apicomplexa; Conoidasida; Eucoccidiorida; Eimeriidae
Exons: 6
Coding region: 1-687 (228 amino acids)
Biological process (GO): nuclear polyadenylation-dependent snRNA catabolic process; TRAMP-dependent tRNA surveillance pathway; nuclear polyadenylation-dependent snoRNA catabolic process
Cellular component (GO): nuclear exosome (RNase complex); nucleolus
Molecular function (GO): nucleic acid binding; 3'-5'-RNA exonuclease activity; nucleotide binding
Source: RefSeq, a predicted model, not a curated record
AUGCAGCUAGCGGACUGGAGAGUCAGACCUCUGACGGAGGAGAUGAAGACCUACGGCCGGUCUGAUACGCAUUACCUGCCUUACAUCUACCAAUGCAUGCAGAACCAGAUUCUCGCCAGAGAUGAUCAGUGCGUACUGCUGCUCUUGCUGCUGCGUUUGCCGGUGCCUUUGGCGCUCCUUAUACGGUUACUGUGUUUCAUGUCAGGGCGAGCUGCAGUGCUAGGAGUGUUGGAGCGAAGCAGAGACAUUUGCCUCUCCCUGUACACUGAAGGGCCGUUUGACGAAGAAAAGGAAGCGAACCAACUCCUCAAAAGAAACAAUACCGCACUCGCGCCUCUUUCCUUUGCCGUUCUCAAGGGACUCCUCUCAUGGCGAGAUUCUGUGGCGCGGAAGAGGGACGUCAGCCCCCACGCGGUUCUGGCAAACGCCUGCAUCUUGCUGCUGGCGCAAAGGAGGCCGUCAAACCACGUCCAGCUGCGUCAUGCCAUCCGCCCCACACCACCAGCGGUUCACCGCUACGGCGUAGAGAUCCUUAAUGCUAUUCAACAGAUCCUGACCAGGAUCAACGACCAGAAGAGCAACAGCAGCAGCAGCAGCAGCAGCAGCAGCGGCAGCAGCAGCCAGAGCCGGUGGUCGACGACAUGGAUGAUCUGUUGCCGUCUGCUACAGUCCUUCGAGAAGCUGUAG